Oncorhynchus nerka (sockeye salmon) is the source of this 831-nucleotide messenger RNA. RefSeq names its product calphotin-like. Bases 1 to 831 code for a protein of 276 amino acids. The transcript has 4 exons. Lineage: Eukaryota; Metazoa; Chordata; Actinopteri; Salmoniformes; Salmonidae. The record is from RefSeq and is a predicted model, not a curated record.
AUGGCUGUGCUCCGGCCCGUAGCCCACAUCCGGUAUCUCCUCCCUGUGCUCCGGCCCGUAGCCCACAUCCGGUGUCUCCUCCCUGUGCUCCGGCCCGUAGCCCACAUCCGGUGUCUCCUCCCUGUGCUCCGGCCCCCCACAUCCGGUGUCCCCUCCCAUGGCUGUGCUCCGGCCAGUAGCCCACAUCCGGUGUCUCCUCCCUGUGCUCCGGCCCGUAGCCCACAUCCGGUGUCUCCUCCCUGUGCUCCGGCCCGUAGCCCACAUCCGGUGUCUCCUCCCAUGGCUGUGCUCCGGCCCGUAGCCCACAUCCGGUGUCUCCUCCCUGUGCUCCGGACCCCCACAUCCGGUGUCUCCUCCCAUGGCUGUGCUCCGGCCCGUAGCCCACAUCCGGUGUCUCCUCCCUGUGCUCCGGCCCGUAGCCCACAUCCGGUGUCUCCUCCCAUGGCUGUGCUCCGGCCCGUAGCCCACAUCCGGUGUCUCCUCCCUGUGCUCCGGCCCCCCACAUCCGGUGUCUCCUCCCAUGGCUGUGCUCCGGCCCGUAGCCCACAUCCGGUGUCUCCUCCCUGUGCUCCGGCCCGUAGCCCACAUCCGGUGUCUCCUCCCUGUGCUCCGGCCCGUAGCCCACAUCCGGUGUCUCCUCCCUGUGCUCCGGCCCGUAGCCCACAUCCGGUGUCUCCUCCCUGUGCUCCGGCCCGUAGCCCACAUCUGGUGUCUCCUCCCAUGGCUGUGCUCCGGCCCGUAGCCCACAUCCGGUGUCUCCUCCCUGUGCUCCGGCCCGUAGCCCACACCCGGUCUCUCCUCCCAUGGCUGUGCUCCGGCCAAAUCAUGUGA